Messenger RNA from Folsomia candida, 1132 nucleotides. It is a transcript of the gene MED18, whose product is annotated as mediator of RNA polymerase II transcription subunit 18. The transcript is spliced from 6 exons. The coding region runs from base 250 to 927 and encodes 225 amino acids. Gene Ontology annotation, cellular component: mediator complex; core mediator complex. Gene Ontology annotation, molecular function: transcription coregulator activity. Lineage: Eukaryota; Metazoa; Arthropoda; Collembola; Entomobryomorpha; Isotomidae. Gene Ontology annotation, biological process: termination of RNA polymerase II transcription; regulation of transcription by RNA polymerase II. The record is from RefSeq and is a predicted model, not a curated record.
CUUUCUCCGGCGCGAAUGCCAUCAGCAAUUCGGGGAAAGCUGCUUUGCACUUUGUCACAUGCAAACUAUUCGCAAUUUGUGGAGAAAGUUUGUCAUCCUUUCGUUGCUGUUUUUGAUAACAAGAAUUUCUUCAUUACUGUUGGACACUCAACAACCUAGCCUAACUUAGCACUAACCAAGCCUUUGUUAGUGGUUCGCCAAUUGGUGUACUGGUAAAUUAAGUGGUGGUAAGGUAAGGUACGCUGUAAGAUGGACUCUUUAGAACCCUCUGCCAAGCAGCAAGAACUUCAGUCAUUGUCUGCUCUAGACACUUUGACGAGUGCCAUGAAAAGUAACAUCAUUCCAAACCAAGAGUAUUUACUGCAGGGGUCAAUUUUUGACAAUUCGGUUGAUGUUCUUCUCCAUAGACUUAGAGGGCUGUGUGAUAAUGUGGAUUCGGGUCCAGAAACCUUUCAUGACCAUGAAGCAUGUUUCGUGCUGUAUGGAAACCCUGGUACAGGACAACAGCCGCCCCCAUUAACAUUGAGAGUUCGUAGGGCAUUGGACGAUACAUCCGCCCCUUGGCAUUUGAGAUAUAUGGGACAAGCAGAGAUCGGUGAUAAAAAUCGUCCAACUAUGAUCAGGAGUACAUUGGACGUAGCCGUUGGAUCUGAUAUCUUGGAAUUUUUAAAGGAGUUAGGAUGUCGACGGGAAUUUGAUUUCAUAACUAAAGGGUUCCUCUUUCGAAAAGGAAGAUUGAAGAUUAUUGUUGGUAAAGUCUACCGCUAUGAAUCAGGAAAAUCGUCACAAGAGUUAGAACCCGUCACUCAAUCGCAUUAUGUGGAGAUGAGUGUUGUAGCACCCACAGGACAAGACACUGUUGGAGACGAUAUGAAGACUCUUGCGGAACAACUGAAGCCCUUGAUUUUUCUCAAAAAAGAAAAGUAGAAUCCCGUUAUCCAACACAUUUAUUAUGAUUAUGAUCGUAUAGUAUGGUAUCUUAUUCUAUGAUUAUGAUAAUACGCAUAUCAUGAUUUAAAAAGUCUAUCAUAUGUAUAUAAAAACGUACGAUUGAGUUUAUUUCUUCUCUACGAAUAAUGUUUUCGUAAUUUUGUAGUUUACAUAAUAAAAACCAUUUAUGGCGUUCCUAUCA